AUGAAAACUACCACUGCACAGUUAAGCCAGAUAUUACUUGCUGAGCGUCGUGACAAGAAGGAAAUUGAAUUUAUAGCAAAAGAGCUAUCACAAAUUUUCAAAGAUUUAUUCGGUCCGCAAUUAUGGAUUUCAUAUAGUGGCUACUUCCCAAUUGUAGCGCAAGUUGCAUAUUACGUUGUUACCACGUUGUUAGGAAUACAAACAGUUGGUGAGGAAUAUGUGUCCAUUGUUCCGCUCGUUCUCACAAAAGACUAUAAAAUACCGUCAUUUACAUGUCGUUUAGUUUUCGUCUUGAUCCAUGCUGUUGUACCUUUCUUGACUGAAAAGUUGUUUGGAAAAAUUGAGCAGAACUUGGAUAAAUUAUUAGUCAGUGGUGAAGCUCAAUUAGCAAGAAGGCACAAAAAGUUGAGAGGUAUUCCAGUACUGUUUCGCUUAAACAAAGCGUUGUUUUAUAUUUAUGGUACCUAUUAUCACAUCUCGAGGCGUUUAGUGGGUUGGCAGUACAUUUCAUUAUGUCCUCAGUUGAAUAAUGAGGCCUUCACUUAUUUUCGAUUGUUAGGAGCAAUAAUUGUUGCACAAAUAAUCUUGGAUGCAACAAUUUGGAUAAAAAAAGAGUGGAAGAAUAUAACUUGGAAAGAAGCACGAACUAAUACCUGCCAGCCGUCAAGCUUAGAAAUAUCAAGAAAAGAUAACAGUCUGCUUACAAGUAGUUCAUUCUGCUGUUUAAUUUGUUCACAGUAUAAUAAACCUCCAGUCUGUACACCGUGCGGACAUUUGUUUUGCUGGGAUUGUAUUUUAAAGCAUAUACAGUAUACUUCCCUGCAACGCAAUUCGUCUUCAUUUUGUCCACAUUGUCGUCAACAAUUCCAUCGAAGUCGAAUCCAGGAAAUGAGCAUCGUUCGUACAGUUGUGAGAAAUUUGCCAAAACGGUUAUCUGAAAAGCAGCAAGGUUUUCGAUAUUUGUCAAUAUCAAAAAAGUUGGAAAAAGCCGAUUUCUCAUUAAUUUAUGUUAGUGGUAUACAGCCUACAGGUAUUCCGCAUUUGGGUAAUUACUUUGGUUUCAUUCAACAUUGGAUUGACCUGCAAAAUGUAGUAUCUCGAAAUUUUCUCAUCUCUUCAUCUAUUCAUAAUGAACAUUCAAAACACAUGUAUCUUUCAAUAGCUGAUUACCACUCAAUUUCAACAGGAUUUGUCACUCCUAAUACUAUGAAAAAUAACCUUUUACAAAUGGCAGCAAGUCUACUCGCUUGUGGAGUGGAUCCGCAGAAAACGGUUUUGUUCCAGCAAAGCACAGUUGCUGACCACGUCAAUUUAAUGUAUGUGCUUGGAAGCUUACAAACACUAGCUCGACUUACUCGAAUGCCACAAUAUAAAGAUAAAGCUGCGGCCUUUAAACGAGGUGACAUUCCUAUAAACCUUCAAUUAUAUCCUGUCCUUCAAGCAGCCGAUGUAUUGCUGUAUAAAGGAACCCAUGUACCAGUUGGCGAUGACCAGACUCAGCAUUUGCUUCUAAUGAGAGAUCUGGCUACGAAAUUCAAUGCAGUGCUUCAUUAUGAUUUUUUUCCUAUCCCAGUUCAGAUGAAUGCCAAAUGCUCACGGUUGAAAAGUUUGAAUGAUGCUACAAAAAAAAUGAGUAAAUCUGUCGGUAAUGACAGAUCACGUAUCCUGAUCACAGAUUCAAGACAAGUAAUUUCUAACAAGUGUGCAAAAGCCUUGAGUGAUUUCGUUUCCCAUAUUACUUAUGAACCAGAAAAACGCCCUGCAGUGAGCAAUCUUGUCACUCUUUAUGCGUUAUCAACAGGCAAGAGUGUUCACGAAGUAGUUGAUGAGUGCUCAGAUUUGGAUACAAAAGGAUUCAAAUCAGCGCUGGCAGAAAAAAUUGAUAUGCACAUUGCUCCUGUACGAGAGAAGUAUGAAACUCUAAUACAAAAGCCACAGGUGAUCCAUGAUGUCCUUAUGUUUGGUACUCAAAGAGCUGAAAAAAAGGCUCGAGAAACAAUGAGAGAACUUAGAGAACUGUUGGGCUUCAAUGUCUUUGAGCAGAAGAUCGAUUCCCGCCUAGCAACAAGCUUAUGUGGACGAAAAAAAGAUGCUGCAACGAGUAGUUAUAUAGGUCAUCUCUCUACUAAGGCUACUGGUGACAAAGAAGCAGAAUACGCAUUAAAGCAAUUAAGAGCAGAAAGUUGGAUCCCAAAAAUAUUCUACAGCAACAAAUAA
Thelazia callipaeda (thelaziosis nematode) is the source of this 2217-nucleotide messenger RNA. Lineage: Eukaryota; Metazoa; Nematoda; Chromadorea; Rhabditida; Thelaziidae. The record is from the annotation of a GenBank genome assembly.